GCUUGCGCGCUCGUGCGGCUGCAGCUGUCUUUCUCGCCGGAUCAGCGCCAGCUUGCCUCGGGCGGAGAGGGAGACUCCCCGGGGCUCUGCCCGAGAACUCCCGCAUCUCAGCCUCGGGCGCCCACGGGAGAAAGCUAAGUGCUCGCAGGUGCAGCCCGUGUCCCAGAACCGCCCCGGAACGCCCACCCCCGGACAUCACCCCUAUAAAGCCUUGACUUUCGAACGUUUGCUAGAGCCUGCAGCGCAGCGCGCGCGGGGAGAGUGGGGUCCACGGCGGAGAAGGGGGUGAGCAGGACACACCGGUGAUGGACGGACCGACCUGGCGCGCGGGCUGUUGCAGUCUCCUCCUUCUGGCUCUCGUUGGAUUUACCCGAAGCGAAGGCGUGCAGAGCUGCGAAGAAGUUCGGAAACUUUUCCAGUGGCGCCAGCUGGGAGCGGCCAAGGGGCUGCCGGAUUCGCCGAGGCCAGGACCUGACCUUCAGGUAUGCACAUCCCGAAAGCCUACCUGUUGCACCCGGAAGAUGGAGGAGAGGUACCAGGUUGCAGCUCAUCAGGACAUGCAGCAGGUGCUUCAGGCCUCCAGCUCUACCUUAAAGUUUCUGAUCUCUCGAAAUGCUGCUGCUCUUCAAGAAACCCUUGAAACUCUCAUCAGACAAGCAGAAAAUUACACCAGUAUACUUUUCUGCAACACCUACAGGAACAUGGCCUUAGAGGCUGCCACUUCAGUUCAAGAGUUCUUCACUGAUGUAGGGCUCUAUUUAUUUGGUGCAGAUGUUAAUCCCGAAGAGUUUGUGAACAGAUUCUUUGACAGUCUUUUUCCUCUAGUCUACAAUCAUCUCAUUAACCCCGGUGUGACGGACAGUUCCCUGGAAUACUCGGAAUGCAUCCGGAUGGCUCGCCGGGAUAUUAGUCCUUUUGGUAACAUCCCCCAAAGAGUGAUGGGGCAGAUGGGGAGGUCACUGCUGCCCAGCCGCACGUUUCUGCAGGCCCUGAAUCUGGGCAUUGAAGUCAUCAAUACCACAGACCAUCUGCACUUCUCCAAAGAGUGUGGCAGAGGCCUCCUCAGGAUGCAGUACUGCCCGCAGUGCCAGGGCCUCAUGCUCAGUAAGCCCUGCAUGGGGUACUGCCUCAACGUCGUGAGGGGCUGCCUGGCACACAUGGCGGAGCUGGAUCCGCACUGGCACGCGUACCUCAGGUCGUUGGAAGAGCUUUCAGAUGCCAUGCAUGGGGCGUAUGACAUAGAACACGUGCUCCUGAACUUCCACUUGCUUGUUAAUGAUGCUGUGAUGCAGGCGCACCUGGAGGGACAAAAAUUAUCGGAAGAGGUAAAUAAGAUUUGCGGCCAUCCAAUCAGAACACCCACACAAAGCCCCCCUUGUUCUUUCGAUGGGAGUAAACAGAAGCUUGGAAUGAAGAUCUCCGCAAGAAAUGGCGAAGAGACACUUGCCAACAGAAGAAAAGAAUUUAUCAACAGCCUUCGCCUGCACAGGACAUUUUAUGGGGGCCUGGCUGAUCAGCUCUGUGGCAACGACUUGGCCGCUGCUGAGGGAGUGGCCUGCUGGAACGGAGAAGACAUCGUAAACAGUUAUACUCAGCGUGUGGUUGGAAAUGGAAUCAAAGCCCAAUCUGGCAAUCCUGAAGUCAAAGUCAAAGGCACUGAUCCUGUGAUAAAUCAGAUCAUUGAUAAACUGAAGCAUGUUAUUCAGCUGUUACAAGGCAGGUCCCCCAAACCGGACAAGUGGGAGCUGCCCGUGGGCAGUGGCGGCGGCCUGGCUGAGCAGGGCAGCGGGGACUGUGAUGAUGAAGACGGCUGUGGGGGAUCGGGGAGUGGAGAAGUCAAGAGGACGUUGAACAUCGCAGACUGGAUGCCAGAUGAGAUGAACCUCAGCGAUGUAAAGCAAAUCCAUCAAACAGACGGUGGUAAUCCCUUAGACACAACGGGAGCAGGAUGUACAGCAGCAACCGAGUCCAUGACAUUUCCUCUGCUGGGUGCUGUGAUGUUGCUUCCUGGGCUUUGGUAACUGAACUCUCCUCCCUGAUUCCUGUGUCUUAUCCACGUCUGAUUUCUCCCCUCCUCUUCAGAUUGGAAUAAGGGAUCUUUUUUAAUGUAACAGUUAUAUUUAUGAAAGGUAUGGAAUGCUAACUUCCUAAAAAACAGUUGGAAGGUUCACAAAAUAUCUAAAAAUCAACAUUCAAAAGAUAGACUGUCUGAAAACCUGCUUGCUUUGAAUCUAACUUAAACCUUCUUAAAUUCUAACAUAUUAAACUGGCAAAUACAGAACUGACUAUGAUUAAGAAGGCUUUAGUAUAUCUGUAAUUUAACUCUCCUAGGUUCCAAACCCCGUCCUUUCUAAAACAAAAAUAUUUUAAAUUGAAGAUGUACUUGCAGGACCAUAAAAACAGUACAGAGUGUUUUGUUAAGAAUACUAGAAUUAGGAUUUCAUUAAAUGAAUCAAAGUAAAAUGGCAAGUAGUAUGCAUGAAUUUUCAAGAAAUUCUUCCAUUUUUACAAGCUACAGAAAGAAAUUACUGAACGUCUAUAUAUCAUAGAGUAGAUUGCUGAGGAACAUUUCAUGUAAUUUCCCUGAAGAAGAUUGAUAAUCCCUGUAACUUAGCCACUGACAAACCUUAAAGCUGAGUAUUUGGGUAAUGCCUGAUCUGUAUUCCGUUCUUUGGUAUUGUGGCUCUGAUCUUGCCUCCAAUUCUGUAAUGGAUUUAGCUAUGUUGCAAAGCACAUGCCUGCUCGAGGAAUAUCUCUAAUAAAGCCAUUAAUUGUCUGGUGGAAAACUCUAAAGAAUAUUGAUCA
Molecule: messenger RNA, 2805 nt
Organism: Artibeus jamaicensis (Jamaican fruit-eating bat)
Lineage: Eukaryota; Metazoa; Chordata; Mammalia; Chiroptera; Phyllostomidae
Gene: GPC5
Product: glypican 5
Exons: 8
Coding region: 306-2021 (571 amino acids)
Biological process (GO): cell migration; positive regulation of canonical Wnt signaling pathway; regulation of protein localization to membrane
Cellular component (GO): cell surface; extracellular region; plasma membrane
Source: RefSeq, a predicted model, not a curated record